AAAUAAAUAAGAUAAGCUACAUCACUACGAGCAAGUAAAAAAAAAUGAAAUAACCUUUUUCCAAAAUGUUUCGUUGUGCAGCUUUUGCUGUACGAGCUAUUCGGCCUCUGUCGAUUCCAUAUUUGAAUGCGGCCAGGAUUCGCAAUGACUGCAAAAGUUUUGCCACUUGCAAAACCCUGUCGCAUUUAGGAUUAAGCCAAACUAUUGGCAAUAGUUCACUAUUGAAUAACCAGACAGUACUGAAUAUUUCUAAGAACAUAGUGCAAGUUCCAUCCAGGAGUAUUACUAAAUUCAGUCUCAAUAAAGGGAAAAGAAAGUCUUCGAAGUCUGUUAUCAAGCGUUUCUUCAGACUGCACUGGGGUGGUUGGAUCCGGACUAAAGUUGGUAGGCAAAAGAGAUUGUGGAAGAAGUCCCCUGCCCAGAAAAGACGACUUAGGCAACAUGUGUUUUGUAACGCAACACAGAGCACUUUACUAGACAAAAUGGUCACGAAGUUCUGGAGAAAACCAAAGUAUUAUGUUGAUGAUCCGUAUGCCCCGUACCACACCAGAGAAGAGUUUGUAAUUACAAGAAAGAAACCUAUUCAGAGAAAUUGAUUUUAUCCUUGUUUGAUCUGUGGCAUUGUUUACUAUGUGUAAUGCUGCUUUGGUUAGUUAUAGUUAGUAAUAAAUAUUUUGUUUCUGUAAA
This is a messenger RNA of Ostrinia nubilalis (European corn borer), 687 nucleotides long. RefSeq names its product large ribosomal subunit protein bL35m (gene mRpL35). Gene Ontology annotation, biological process: translation. Gene Ontology annotation, molecular function: structural constituent of ribosome. NCBI's taxonomy places the organism in Eukaryota, Metazoa, Arthropoda, Insecta, Lepidoptera, Crambidae. Gene Ontology annotation, cellular component: ribosome; mitochondrion. The transcript is spliced from 2 exons. Bases 66 to 596 code for a protein of 176 amino acids. The record is from RefSeq and is a predicted model, not a curated record.